AUGCCCCCGGGGCUGCCCCCGGCCGUGCCCCGGUGCCAGUGCGGGGGCAGCAGGUGCCCGGGGGAUGCCGCUGGGGCUAACGGGGGCUCAGCCCUGCUGAUCGGCGCCUCGGAGGAGGAGGAGGAGGAUGAGGAUGAGGAGGAGGACGAGGAGGAGGAGGACGGGGCCGGGGUGUCUCCGCCGGCUCUGGGCGCGGAGCGGGGCCUGCGGGAGCCCCCGGGGCGCAGCGCCAGCCACCUCUUCGGGGGGCCCGGCCCCGGCAGCGACGAGGACUCGAGCUGGGCCACGCUGAGCCAGGGCAGCCCCGGCAGCUCCCCCGAGGAGCCAGAGUCGCUGUGGCCGUGUGGCGCAGGAGCACACGGGGACCUGCCCCCCGGGUGGCUGCGGGUGCAGGACACCUCAGGCACCUACUACUGGCACGUCCCCACUGGCACCACUCAGUGGGAGCCCCCCGGCGGGCCCCACGAGACCCCUUCCGACGGCAGCACCCCCACCGAGGGGCCCACCCUCUCCUGGACGAGCUUUGCCCCAGCUGAGACCUUCAAUGAUGGGGACUUGUGGAAGGACCCCACAGCUGAGGAGGAAGAGGAGGAGGAGGAAGAGGAAGAUGAGGAUCCAGGAGUGUCGGACCUGGAGAUGCCGUCACCAGGCCCGGGAUCACCAGGAGAGGGCAUGGCCCUGGGCGAGGAGGAUGCGCUGAUCUCCAAGGGCCUCCCGGUGCGCUCUCUGGGCUGGGUGCAGCUGCGGGAGGAGGAGCUGGGGCCGGGCCGCAGCAGCAGCGCUGUCAGCGCCUGCAUCCGGCAGCUCUCGGGGCCUCGCGAUGGCCCCCCCGGCUCCUGGGGGGAGGCGCGGGCGCUGCUGCUGCUGGAGUCUGUCCUGCUGUGCUGCCGGGGACACAGGGAGAGGGACUUCGCCUACGUGGCCCGGGACCCCCUGACGCAGGUGCUGAAGUGCCAUGUGUUCCGCUGUGAGGGGCCGGCCAGCGCCAUCGCUGCUGGGCUGCACCGGGUCUGUGCCCAGCUGACGGCAGAGCGGCGAAGCACCCGGGCAGCAGGCAACGGCCUGGGGACAGACCCCCCCCGGCUGGGGGAGCCUCCCCUGCAGGUGGAGUUCCCAGCCCCCAAGAGUGAGGUGGUUCAGCGCUUCCCCGUGUGUUACCUGGGCUGUGUCCCCGUUGCCAAGCCAGUGGGCAUGGACGUGAUCAACGCGGCGCUGGAGGCAGCGCUGGCCCCCGGCUCAGGGGAGCCCCCUGCUCCCACCCCCGUGGUGGUCAGCGUGGCCCCUGCCACCCUCACCAUCGCUCACCGCCAGACAGAGGCGGUGCUGUGCGAGUGCCGCGUGCGGUUCCUGUCCUUCAUGGGGGUGGGACGCGACGUCCGCGCCUUCGCCUUCAUCAUGGCCAGCGCCCCCGGCACCUUCCGCUGCCACAUGGUGUGGUGUGAGCCCAACGCCGCGGGGCUCAGCGAGGCGCUGCAGGCUGCCUGCGUGCUCCGCUACCAGAAGUGCCUGGAUGCGCGGCCCCAGGCCUCCAGCUCCUGCCUGCCCGCCCCCCCGGCUGACUCGGUGGCACGGCGGGUGGGCUCCUCUGUGCGCCGGGGGGUGCAGACCCUCCUGGGGACCCUCAAACCGCGGCGGGGAGGGGCGCAGACCCCGUGAGUGGGGCGAGGGCGUGGGGGGUGUGCGGCUGCGUGAGGCAGCGUGGGGGGGCAGGACUGCUGACCCAACGCUUCGGGGCACAGAGUUACCCAGGGUGUUGGGUCAGGGGUCCAGCUCCCUCCAGUGCCCCCACGGUGGGUCACGCCCCCCCCAGGGUCCCCAGUGCAUGUGGCGUAAUGAGGGUCUGUGUUGUACUAAAUCAUUAAUUAAUAAACCCAUUCCACCAGC
Messenger RNA from Ficedula albicollis (Collared flycatcher), 1884 nucleotides. It is a transcript of the gene APBB1, whose product is annotated as amyloid beta precursor protein binding family B member 1. The record is from RefSeq and is a predicted model, not a curated record. Gene Ontology annotation, molecular function: transcription factor binding; amyloid-beta binding. Gene Ontology annotation, biological process: regulation of DNA-templated transcription. Gene Ontology annotation, cellular component: nucleus; cytoplasm. The coding region runs from base 1 to 1656 and encodes 551 amino acids. The transcript is spliced from 15 exons. Lineage: Eukaryota; Metazoa; Chordata; Aves; Passeriformes; Muscicapidae.